UUAAGCUAUUGCGCAUGUGCGAGAAAAGGGAAGUUAUCUUUGUUGAAGGAAACCAAGUUUUCUUACAACGUUAACGUUGCGUCUGAAUUGUUUUGAAAAACCACCACCGUCCAGGCGAAUCAUGAAUCCCCAACCGCUGAUCAAAUCAAAACAGGCAGAGAAAAGCAUCAACGGUGUGUCAACCCAGGUUGUUUGUACCGAAUUCAGCAAUUAUAUCUUCGUUGUGCUGACACAGUAUGGGAAGAUUGGGACAUUGAUAUCAAUAACUCCAGACUCCAAAACUGGUGACAUUACCACGCCAAUGUACACAUCAAAAGUUCUGCUGGGAAAAGAUGAGGCUUUGACCCACGUCUGUGCGAAGCACCUUGCAACCUUUAUCUCGCAAGAGUCAGGCAGUCGGCCAGUGCUUCUCGGGCUGGCUCUAAAAGACAGCUCCAUUGAAUCAAUAAACAUCAUGAAAGAACUGAUCAAAAGUUGCCAAGUUUGGUGACUUGAAUGGACGUUGCUUACACUCGACUUAUCUUGAAGAUUAAUUUAGUGUAACAUGUAGGAAGUUUAGGCUAUAUGUAGCUAAUUUUAUCAGCAAUGCUGGAGUCUGGCCUGCUUUUAGCCUAUUGCCUGGCUUGCAUUGAUAAUUUUCUAUGAAAAAUAUCAACUCUUCCCAAUGCAUGUUUGGACUGUAUUAUAUUUUGUGUACUUUGACAUAUUCAAAAUAAAAGAUGUAUUUCAUUAUA
Messenger RNA from Alosa alosa (allis shad), 734 nucleotides. RefSeq names its product proteasome (prosome, macropain) assembly chaperone 3 (gene psmg3). NCBI's taxonomy places the organism in Eukaryota, Metazoa, Chordata, Actinopteri, Clupeiformes, Clupeidae. Bases 122 to 490 code for a protein of 122 amino acids. The transcript has 3 exons. Gene Ontology annotation, biological process: proteasome assembly. The record is from RefSeq and is a predicted model, not a curated record.